Messenger RNA from Cynoglossus semilaevis (tongue sole), 1642 nucleotides. RefSeq names its product derlin 2 (gene derl2). The record is from RefSeq and is a predicted model, not a curated record. NCBI's taxonomy places the organism in Eukaryota, Metazoa, Chordata, Actinopteri, Pleuronectiformes, Cynoglossidae. The transcript has 7 exons. Bases 63 to 782 code for a protein of 239 amino acids.
CAAUAAAAAAGAAGGCUACGCAACGUGUCAUAGAAGUGCCGGAAGUGUUUUCAGUGUUCAAAAUGGCUUACCAAACAUUACAGCCGGAAUACUUACAGAUACCCAUUGUGACAAGAGCGUAUACUACCGCCUGUGUUCUCACCACUGCCGCUGUGCAACUAGAAAUCAUCACACCAUUUCAGCUGUACUUCAAUCCUGACUUGAUUCUAAGGAAUUACCAAGUAUGGCGACUAAUAACCAACUUCUUGUUUUUUGGUCCAGUUGGCUUUAAUUUCCUCUUCAAUAUGAUUUUUCUGUACAGAUACUGUCGUAUGCUAGAAGAGGGCUCCUUUAGGGGACGCACAGCUGACUUUGUCUUCAUGUUCCUUUUUGGAGGUCUCCUGAUGACUAUAUUUGGAACGUUUGUGAGUCUGGUGUUCCUGGGCCAGGCGUUCACGAUCAUGUUGGUCUACGUAUGGAGUCGAAGAAACCCAAAUGUUCGCAUGAACUUCUUUGGCCUGUUAAAUUUUCAGGCACCCUUUCUUCCCUGGGUGCUCAUGGGUUUCUCUCUUCUGCUAGGCAACUCUGUCAUCGUAGACCUUUUAGGUAUUGCUGUUGGUCAUGUGUAUUUUUUCCUCGAAGAUGUUUUUCCAAACCAGCCAGGUGGUGGACGGUGGCUCAAGACUCCAUCUAUUAUAAAGAUGUUAUUUGACACUGCAGAAGAAGAUGCCAACUAUAACCCACUCCCUGAGGAGCGUCCUGGAGGUUUUGCCUGGGGUGAAGGACAGCGACUUGGUGGUUGAACAUGGUCCCAGAUUAGCUUCUGGGGCAUUUCUAUUGACUUUCUGUCAAGUUAACAAACAUGCUCUUUUGUCAUGACAUGUUUGCUUAGUUCUGGAUGCGGAAUGCCAAAAGAGCAGUGCAGUUUUUCGUGAUGCAUUUGUUGUCCUAAAUCAUCCCUAGAAACUGUUACUAAAGCCAUCGCUCUAAAACUCUGAGAAAACAGAAGUUUUGUAUGGAACUUUAAAUAAAUGUUUAUAAAUAUAUAAUCUGGUUUUCUAUUUUUACUGUGAUUAACACAGUUGUCAUGUAAUUUAUAAAAAAAAAACAUUGUUAAAAUAUUAUCAGUUUAUUUGCUGUUUGUUGAAGCAUCAAAGAAAGAAGAACACUGGCAAAACUUCACGAAUGUGUGGAUUCUCCUGGUGACCAACGGAAUUCUAACAUUAUGUUGCUCGGCACAUAGAAGCGGCAUACCACAGCUAUACUACUGCCUUGCUCGAGCAAAGGCUCACCAUGGCCAGAAUGAUUCUGAACUGCUUUGGUAACCAUCCAUCAAAUACUUGUGACUUUUGUUGAACUCCUUCUUCAGCUUCAUGACUAACCUAUCCCAUGAGCUCAUGGUUUGCUUGUGAUGCACAUACUACAACUUAUGGUUCAUCUAUGACAGCCAGCUGUCCCUGAGUAAGUCAAACUGUCUUUUCAUUUCAUUUCAUUCUGUCUAUUGUGUAAAAGUUGUUCUUAUCAGGUACUCGCAACCUUUUCUGAUUGAUUUUACCAAUGCACUCUGUUGAUCCACGCUGUAACUGGACACCCCCUCUAACAGACACCAGUAGUCUGUUGUGUUGCUCUCCUUUUUCUAAAAAAUAAAAUUUCACAAAAUGUC